AUGCUUUUGCUUAGAGCUUCUCUUCUAUUUCUACUAGUGAUUUCUGUAGCGCGAGCAGAUCUUAAGUGUCUCAAAACGUGCAAGGAGUACGUUAGAUAUUGGGAUAAAGAGCAGUGUGCACGCGAAUGCGACGCGCAGACGUUGCGUUGGUGCCUGAAUCGCUGUGAAACGUGGCCAGAUAGGAGCGAUGUACCUAAAUGCAUAAAGACCUUCCCGUUGUCUUGCUUAGAAUUUGUGCUCUGAAUAGAGUUCGAACGAUAAAGAUUUUCUCAGC
Molecule: messenger RNA, 274 nt
Organism: Cylicocyclus nassatus
Lineage: Eukaryota; Metazoa; Nematoda; Chromadorea; Rhabditida; Strongylidae
Source: the annotation of a GenBank genome assembly